UGUUCGUAGCAGUUAGUAACUAAGCAAUUAUUUAGUUACAAUCAUAAGGAUUAUUAAAAACAGACAUUGAUCUGUUUUGAUUAUAAAACAUUAGUUAAACUAGAAAAAUAGCUGGAAUGGAGCAUUCAAAACUCUGUCCAAACGCUUAAAUUAUCACUGACCCAAUCCAAUAAUUAGAUUUAUUUAGUAGCAUGAUUACUAUGAAGAUAACAUUAACAAAUUUUGAUGUACUUAUCAAUUUGUCAUCAUCGUCUUUUUAUUUUAUUUCUCCAUUUCUAUGCAUUAUCUUCCAACUAUAAAAAUAACCACUCUACUUUCUAAAAUCCACCACACUCAGAGAAGAAGAAAAAAAACAAAACCAAAGCUUUCUAAUUUCUCUAUAGAGAGAUCGAAUCGAGUCAAAGAUAAUGGAAGGCAAAGAAGAAGACGUUAGAGUUGGAGCUAACAAGUUCCCGGAGAGACAACCAAUCGGAACAUCAGCUCAGAGCGACAAGGACUACAAUGAACCACCACCGGCUCCGUUUUUCGAGCCUGGUGAGCUUUCUUCAUGGUCCUUUUGGAGAGCUGGGAUCGCUGAGUUCAUCGCUACUUUCCUCUUCCUCUACAUCACUGUUUUGACUGUUAUGGGAGUUAAAAGGUCACCCAAUAUGUGUGCUUCCGUUGGAAUCCAAGGAAUCGCUUGGGCUUUCGGUGGUAUGAUCUUUGCCUUAGUCUACUGCACCGCUGGUAUCUCCGGUGGACACAUCAACCCGGCGGUUACUUUUGGUCUGUUCUUAGCCCGGAAGCUGUCGCUUACCAGAGCUCUGUACUACAUAGUGAUGCAGUGCUUGGGAGCCAUCUGUGGUGCUGGCGUGGUCAAAGGGUUCCAGCCUAAGCAAUACCAGGCUCUAGGAGGAGGAGCCAACACUGUGGCUCAUGGUUACACCAAAGGAAGUGGUCUUGGAGCUGAGAUUAUUGGCACUUUUGUCCUUGUAUACACAGUGUUCUCAGCAACUGACGCCAAGAGAAACGCUCGUGACUCUCAUGUCCCUAUUCUUGCACCACUCCCAAUCGGGUUUGCGGUUUUCUUGGUUCACUUGGCAACCAUCCCAAUCACUGGCACAGGCAUCAACCCAGCUAGAAGUCUUGGAGCUGCAAUCAUCUACAACAAAGACCAUUCAUGGGACGACCACUGGGUGUUUUGGGUUGGACCCUUCAUUGGAGCUGCACUUGCUGCUCUUUACCAUGUGGUUGUCAUCAGAGCCAUCCCUUUCAAAUCCAGAAGCUAAGUUAAAACAAGACAUCAUCAAGUCUCCUGGUUUCUUGUCCUUAGUUGCUUCUAUUGUUGAUCUACAUGUAUGUGUGAAAUGUGUUUAUCUAUGUGCCCACUUAAUGCAAUCUUUGUAAACAAGGAAAGAAAUUCCCAAAAGGGAUUUAUUUGCAAAUUGUUAAUCUGUUUAUUACAAAAUUACAAUCAAAGAUGUUUAACAUGGA
Molecule: messenger RNA, 1473 nt
Organism: Arabidopsis lyrata subsp. lyrata
Lineage: Eukaryota; Viridiplantae; Streptophyta; Magnoliopsida; Brassicales; Brassicaceae
Product: aquaporin PIP1-1
Exons: 4
Coding region: 408-1268 (286 amino acids)
Biological process (GO): response to water deprivation; transmembrane transport
Cellular component (GO): plasmodesma; vacuole; plasma membrane
Molecular function (GO): water channel activity
Source: RefSeq, a predicted model, not a curated record